Clonostachys rhizophaga is the source of this 1041-nucleotide messenger RNA. The record is from the annotation of a GenBank genome assembly. Lineage: Eukaryota; Fungi; Ascomycota; Sordariomycetes; Hypocreales; Bionectriaceae.
AUGUCCCAAGACAUUCGAACCCUGAUAUCCAACGCCAAGACCCGGCAGUCAGACCUUAAAUGGGUGUUGUCCAAAACCGAAAAUGCGGAGCCGUCGUUAAAGGAGCAGUUGCGUAUUGUUCGCGAAGCUGAGGCACAGCUCUCUGCUUCAGACCACAAGCUUCAGAGUCUUGAAGCGCAGCGGCUAAGGGGCCGCGAAGCCCAUGAGCGACAUCGCGACAGUAGCUUCAAGCGUAUGAUCUACACGGCAGCAGGCCAACGGCAAAGAUUCCAGCAUAGAGCUGAGGAAGAGGAUAAGGCAUACCUGGAGGUGCUUCAUGCAGAGCAGGAGGAGUACAAAUUGAAUGAGACCCUCAAGCUCCAGCUCGAUGGGGCACUGAAGGUUCAGAGGGAGCUUGAGGAUGCUAAGGCGUUGCACCAGAGGACUCAGCGCCAACUCGAGGAGCUCUAUGAGGAGAUCUUUGCGGGACCGACGCCAGAGUUUCCAGACGAGGAUGUGGCCGAGCGGGAGGCUGAGACUUUUCUGCAAGUGUAUCAUGAUACCCAUGUCCGGCACGACAAAGCAUCGUCCAAGAUAGACCUAGUGAAUAAGGCCAGAGAAGGAGCGGAUGCUGCACUUUUGGAGCUGAUGAGGGCUCGUGUUGCUUUCGAGGAUGGACAGCUUGAUGCAAGGUUCCUGCCGAAGGUGCAGCAGUGUCUGCAGAAAGCCGCGAGCUCAGUCAACAUAGCCAGGGAGAAUGCUUCCAAAGCACAGCUUGAGAACAUCCCGAGGCCGUACGUCGACCAGCAGAGCUUCAUGUACAAAACAGAAUUCAUCUUUCAGUCUGAAAUUCGCCAGACUCAAGUGGAUGUAUCAGAAUUGGCUGAUUUCUUGCGCAACGCCACUCCCCAAAUAGAAAAGGAGUUGAGGCAGGUCAACAAGGAGCUUCCUAGGGUGGAGAUUGAAUUGGAAAGGGUCCGGAAGAAUUUAUUGCAGAUGCGAGAGAGUAUCUUUGACACAAUCGCAGAGGAAGGUGUAGCUCCUCUGUACACAAAGAGCUGA